Messenger RNA from Notolabrus celidotus (New Zealand spotty), 891 nucleotides. It is a transcript of the gene s100z, whose product is annotated as S100 calcium binding protein Z. Gene Ontology annotation, molecular function: calcium ion binding. Lineage: Eukaryota; Metazoa; Chordata; Actinopteri; Labriformes; Labridae. Bases 309 to 719 code for a protein of 136 amino acids. The transcript is spliced from 4 exons. The record is from RefSeq and is a predicted model, not a curated record. Gene Ontology annotation, cellular component: cytoplasm.
CAGGUGCAGAGGUUCAGCCUCUGGAGCACCCUCCACUCAGUGAGUGCUGCACAGAGGACUGAGAGGAGUGACGACCCCAGAGGUCCAGAGUGUGACAUGAGAAGGCCCUCCAUUGAUCAAGCAUUGCAGCAUGCUGGAGUCACUUCAGGGAUGUAAGUGAUGGAGACUCAUGUGUGAAGGCCCAUGGGUGCUGCGGGGUUACACUGGUACAUGUUUUUCACUUAAUGGCCUUGAUUAACACCUGGAAAGAAAGUCAGUUACCAUGGGCGUCUCACCUGUGGAAUUAAUUAUCCCUGCAAAGAUAGAGGAUGGCACACCUCGCUUCCUCUCACUUCCUAAUAAACAAGCUGUGCCACCGCGUCUCGCCACAUUUAAACAGGACUCUAACCAGAAAGCCGCAGAGUUCUCCUCGUUCCAGCAGAAUGCCGAGCCAGCUCGAGGGUGCGAUGGAUGCACUGAUAUCAGUUUUCUACAACUACUCCGGGAACGAUGGAGACAAAUACAAACUCAACAAGGGCGAGCUGAAGGACCUGUUGACCAGUGAGCUCACUGACUUCCUCACGUCUCAGAAGGAUCCGAUGCUGGUGGAGAAAAUCAUGAACGACCUGGACUCGAACAAAGACAACGAGGUGGAUUUCAACGAGUUUGUGGUGCUGGUGGCCGCCCUCACUGUCGCCUGCAACGACUUCUUCCAAGAGCAGAAGAAGAAAACCAAGUAGAUGUCUGUUAAAUAUGCUGUAAACCACCUGUAAAUCAAAACAUGUCAAACACACUUUAAAACGCACUCUUUGUCCUUCCUGUUUGUUUUUUGUAUUAGCGUCUGUCUUUGUAUAGAGUCUGUAGCUGCAGUGAACUACUGACACAUAUAUUAAAUAUGGAAUCUGAAAAAUG